AUGUCCUCGCUCGCUUCGAGCGCCGCCGACGAGACCGUCCUGGUCGAGCGCGACGGCGCGAUCGCCACCGUCCUGUUGAACCGCCCGCACAAGCUCAACGCCCUGACCAAGCCGAUGUGGGCCCGGCUCGGCGCCGUGCUGCGCGAGCUGGACGCCGACGAGAGCCUGCGCUGCGUGAUCCUGCGCGGGGCCGGGGAGAAGGCCUUUUCCCCCGGCAACGACAUCUCCGAGUUCGAGACCGAGCGCGCCAACCCGCGCCAGGCCAAGGACUACGGCCGGCUGAUGCACGGCACGCUCGGCGCGCUGCGCGCGCUGCGCCAUCCGACGAUCGCGCGGAUCCACGGCAUCUGCGUCGGCGGCGGCAUGGAGAUCGCCGGGCUCUGCGACCUGCGGGUCUGCGGCGAGUCGAGCCGCUUCGGCGCGCCGAUCGCCCGGCUCGGCCUGGUCAUGGCCUAUCCGGAGAUCGAGGCGCUGCGCGACCUGGUCGGCAAGCAGACGGCGCUGGAGAUCCUGCUGGAGGGGCGGAUCUUCGGUGCGGCGGAGGCGCUGGACAAGGGGAUCGUCACCCGCGUGGUCGAGGACGCGCGGGUCGGCGACGAGGUGGCCGAGACCGCCGCGCGGGUGGCCGCCGGCGCGCCGCUGGUGGCGCGCUGGCACAAGAAGUUCCUGCGUCGCCUGGAGGACCCCGCGCCGCUCAGCGAGGCCGAGUUCGACGAGGGCUUCGCCUGCUACGGCACCAAGGACUUCGAGAUCGGCUACAGGGCCUUUCUCGCGAAGACCGAACCCGAGUUCGAGGGGCGGUGA
Messenger RNA from Symbiodinium necroappetens, 804 nucleotides. The record is from the annotation of a GenBank genome assembly. Lineage: Eukaryota; Dinophyceae; Suessiales; Symbiodiniaceae.